AUGGCAACCGAACAGCAGCGUUGGUUCCGGAGGGACACGAUACUCACAUCACUGGGUCGGGCAGAGGCAUUUAUGUCUGGCUACAUCGCUGAACGGGAUGAAGCACAGGUACCACUGAGGAUCAGUCACGUCGACAACAUCUGGGCUAGCUUGGAAGCGGUGCAGGCUCAACUGGAAGACCUUGAAGCUUCUGAGGAAGGUAGGGCAAUGCAUGCCGAUGUCCGUGCCGAUUACGAGACUCGGCUCUUUUCAAUAAAAGCUAGCUUGAUUUCUAAAAUGCCUCCCACUUCUGUUAACGCUCGCAAUCCCUACUCCGCUAAUACUAACUCUGCUCUCUCUGGGAUCAAACUGCCGACAAUUUCGCUUCCGGAAUUCGAUGGAGACUACCAGCAAUGGCUUACUUUCCACGAUACCUUUGUGGCUCUCAUUCAUUCGAACGCUGAUAUACCCGAUAUCCAAAAAAAUCAUUAUUUGAGGGCAGCCGUCAAAGGGGAAGCUGCGCAGGUGAUCGAAUCGAUAUCGAUCAGUUCCGGUAACUACAACCUGACAUAA
This is a messenger RNA of Ochlerotatus camptorhynchus, 552 nucleotides long. RefSeq lists its product as uncharacterized. The record is from RefSeq and is a predicted model, not a curated record. The transcript has a single exon. Bases 1 to 552 code for a protein of 183 amino acids. NCBI's taxonomy places the organism in Eukaryota, Metazoa, Arthropoda, Insecta, Diptera, Culicidae.